Messenger RNA from Euleptes europaea (tarantolino), 831 nucleotides. RefSeq names its product R3H domain containing 4 (gene R3HDM4). Bases 1 to 807 code for a protein of 268 amino acids. The transcript is spliced from 8 exons. Gene Ontology annotation, molecular function: nucleic acid binding. The record is from RefSeq and is a predicted model, not a curated record. NCBI's taxonomy places the organism in Eukaryota, Metazoa, Chordata, Lepidosauria, Squamata, Sphaerodactylidae.
AUGGUGGUCCUCAAGGGGAGGGACGCCGGGAGGGCAGAGGAGGAAGCGGCCCCCGCCCCCCUGGAGCAGCCCCACGGGAGGAUUGAAGAUUGUCUGCCGCGUCUGGCCAAUUCUUCCACCAAGAGAUUCUCCCCAGCCAAACGGAAGCAACAUUACAUUAACCAGGCCAUUCGCAACUCAGACCUCAUUCCCAAGGCCAAAGGACGCAAGAGCCUCCAACGGCUGGAGAACACUCGAUAUCUAAUGACUCUUCUGGAAAGGGACGAUUAUGCCCCAGAAGAGGGAGAACCGUCCCACUCGGCUGCCCCGAGCAUUUUUUCUGAAGCCUGCAACAACGAGUCGUAUAUGGCGAUCUGGAAUGAUUUCGUGAACCGGUCUGGCGAAGAGCAGGAGCGACUCCUCUCGUAUUUGGAAGGAAAAGCCACAAAGAAGCGGAGAAACAAGCUGCCCGACGGAGCCGGAGAUAACUGGAAAGAACAUCCUGCAUAUACACCCAAAGAAUGUUUCCAACGCAUCAGCCGACGCCUGCGCAUGACACUGAAGCGUGGCCGGAUCCCCAUGGGGACCCUGGAGUGUCUGGAGGAGGAGAUACUGGCCUUUUUUUCUGUUAGCCCCCACUCCGUCUACACGGCAAUGAUGGAUAAUAGUUUCGAGCGGCUGUUGCUUCACGCCCUCUGCCAGUACAUGGACCUUGCCUCUGCCAGUUCCAGCAACGAAGGGAAGCGGCAGAUGAAGGUCAGCAACAAGCGGACCGUCUUUCUCCCCCCGGACCUCCUGCUUUCGGCUUACCUGGAGCAAAUGAGCUGAUAGAGGCUCGAGGAAGAGGGCCCC